Prunus avium (sweet cherry) is the source of this 839-nucleotide messenger RNA. Its product is annotated as ethylene-responsive transcription factor ERF027-like. The record is from RefSeq and is a predicted model, not a curated record. Lineage: Eukaryota; Viridiplantae; Streptophyta; Magnoliopsida; Rosales; Rosaceae. Gene Ontology annotation, molecular function: DNA-binding transcription factor activity; DNA binding. Gene Ontology annotation, biological process: regulation of DNA-templated transcription.
CUAUCUAUUCAGAGAUACGAAGAUAUCUAUAUAUAUCAUGCCUGACCUAAAAUUUUGACCGUCCUCCUCAGCAUCCUUCACCGCACUCUUCACACCAAGUCAUCCCACACACUCUCUCUCUCUCUCCAGGACCAGAACUUUUUAAUUACCAAAAUACCCUCUCCUCCACAGAAGUACUGUUAUAGCAUAGGUAUACAGAAUCAGAAAUCGCCAAAAGCCCACCACCAUGGCAUCAAGCCCCUCCAGGAAGCAGUCUAGGUACCAUGGAAUCCGGAGUCGGGGCGGAAAAUGGGUGUCCGAGAUCCGAGAGCCACGUAAGACUACACGUAUAUGGCUUGGGACUUUCCCAACUGCGGAGAUGGCUGCAGCGGCCUAUGAUGUGGCCGCGCUCGCUCUCAAGCGCGGCGAUGCUGUUCUCAACUUUCCUAGCUCCUUGGACUCGUAUCCUGUGCCAGCAUCCACGUCUCCACAGGACAUUCGUAGUGCUGCUGCCGCUGCUGCAGCAGCAGCUGCACUACAAGGGAAUGAGGAGCCAGAUAACAGUCUGAAGCUCAUAGAGAAGAAGACAAAGUACGAAUACGAUAUGAUGAUGAUGAGUAGUACGAGUUUGGCGUCAUCUGUGGGAAUGGAUGAAGAAGAGCUUUUCGGGAUGCCAAAUUUGCUGGCGAACAUGGCAGAGGGAAUGCUUGUGUCUCCGCCUAGACCGUCUGAUUAUCCCGACUCGUCCGCCAAUUCAGACGGAGCAGAUAGUCGUCUAUGGAGCUAUUGAUUAUUAGCGUUACAUAUGCUUUCUUAAUUUAUGAAUAUGUGUAUAUAUAUAUGACAUGGUUCGUUAUAUA